CACUUCAGUGUUUGCAAAUAUUGUGAGCACUGUGCAAGGUCCUCUGAUCCAGGAGGAGUUAGUCGCCUUGUUUUUCCUUUUAAUUGCUAUGCAAUGACAUUUGCAUGAAACCAGGACUUUUAUCCAAGAAGGAUUUAUGAUUUUUUUCCACUAUUUUGGGGAUUAUAUUUUAUUACAAAUUAUUAUAGCUUUAUGCUAGCAUUUAUAUUUUUGUAGAAAUAUAUAUAUUUAGUAAUUUACUAAAAAAUGGAUGUACUACCAAUGUGCAGCAUUUUCCAGGAGCUACAGAUUGUGCAUGAUACUGGUUAUUUCUCUGCUUUACCAUCCCUGGAGGAAUAUUGGCAACAGACAUGUCUGGAGCUUGAACGUUAUCUGCAAAGUGAGCCUUGUUAUGUGUCUGCAUCAGAAUUUAAAUUCGAUAGAGAAGAGGAACUGUGGACCAAACUUAUUCUGGCAUGUGAGAAAAAAGAGGAUCCCAAACCUAGUUGUAUUAAAUCUGAGGAUAUCAGUGAUCACCAGAAUCUAGAGACAAACAGCUUGAACUCUGAUAUAAGCAGUGAAUCGUCUGAUAGUUCUGAGGAACUUUCACCAACUUCAAAUUUCACCUCUGAUCCCAUAAGUGAUGUAUUGGGUACCUCUGGAAACUUUAGUUCUUCAGUCAUUUCCACCCCACCAUCGUCUCCAGAGCAGAGCAAAGAGCUUUCCUCACAUAUAUGGAGUGGUAUAACUGGCGAACUGCAUUCACCAACAAAAAUAUGCUCUGCUUCUCUUGGAAAGACUCUUGAGCAUGGUAGUCCAACAAAUGGAGAAAUCUCACCAGAUGGCAGGAAACGUGUCCAUAAAUGUCAAUUCAAUGGUUGCAAGAAGGUUUACACAAAGAGUUCCCACCUGAAAGCACAUCAGCGUACUCAUACAGGAGAAAAGCCUUACAGAUGUUCGUGGGAAGGGUGUGAAUGGCGUUUUGCAAGAAGUGAUGAGUUAACCAGACACUUCAGAAAACACACCGGUGCCAAGCCUUUUAAGUGCCAGCACUGUGACAGGUGUUUUUCAAGAUCAGACCAUCUGGCUCUUCACAUGAAGAGACACCUAUGAAGUGGAAGAGUUGGUGAAGAAGCAACUUAAGGUUGAACUGCCUUGUGCGAGGGAUGCGUGUUCCAGCCAAAGCAUGCCAAUUUGCACCCCAGCCAGUUGCCUUCAAGGCCUUAUUUUGAGGGUCUUCGUAGGGCUAAUCAAUCGUGUGAGAUGCGGCAUAGCGACCGUAUUGUGCCACGACUGAGGUUUCCCAACUGAUGCACUAAUGGUGCCUAACCUUCUGCGUGGCUUGUCUAAGCCUUUGCCGUGAGCAUGUGCACUGAGAAUGUUUAUGAUUGGUUGGGUGACUGAAUGUAAAUGAGGAGUCAGUGUCUGUAUGUGUAAGAUUAUUUUUCUCUUGGUUGAGUUCAGUUGUAAAGGUUAAGAGAGAAAAAAUGGUUUGAAUGUUUGUAUGCGUAUGCAUACUGUCAUAUAUGGAACAAACAUCAACAACUUCUUGGGUCUACGUGUGCUGGAGAAAAAUAAGUGACCCUAAAUAGGAGAUGUUCCCUUUCCUGAGUGAGAGGAGCUUUUGUUGUCUGGUGCAGCUAUUAAACGUGCAAUGUGUCAAGUAGCCUGUUUUACAUGCUACAAAGAUCAUUUGUAAUCCAUUGUAUAAGCUGUGUAUCUACAAAUAUAACACAACUAUAACUUUUCAUUAUAAUAGAAAGAUAUUGCAUGGUUCAGGGGAACUGUACGCUUUUCCAUUCUUUAAUCAGGACUGCCGUUUUGAUUCCAGUUGAGAGCAGCUAAGAUACAAUAGGUCUGGUGUUACAUUAUUAUGUAUGGAACCUAAAAAAAAAGGUGGGCAAAACCACUAUGGCUUAAACUGAUUUUUCUCAUGCAGCUAAUUUUCUAUUAUUUAUGCCUUGAGGACUAAUUUCUGGUUUUCUAGCUGUUAAUGCACUGUUGACCUUAAUAAUGGUGCCUUAUGCAAGUGACCUCCCUUUAGAGGAGCUGAUACAGGGGUUUGAGUAAUGUAAAGCUUACUUAAGGCUCUGUUGUCACCUGAAAGUGUACCUUUUCUGAAGAAAUGCUUUAUUUUAAAUUGCACAUUCAGUGAAAUAGAUUUUAAUUUUUAUUUUAGGUAAAGAGAAAUUUAAACUUUCAUGAUACAGAUAGAGCAUGCAAUUUUAAACAACUUUCCAAUUUACCACUGUUCUAGUUAGCUUUUUUCUCGUGAUGAGAAAAUCUAGGUAAGCUUAUAGGACCUCAGAAGUAUGCAUGUAUUUAGUACUUUUUGGCUGCAGUGUUUACAACUAUGUAUAAUAUUGCUGCAAACGGUGUUUAACAUCUGCACACUCCUGGGGUCUUAUGAACCUACAUAGAUUUACUGUUUAGUAAGUAUGUCAAGAGAACAAAACAAAUUUGAUCAUACAAGUAAAUUGGAAUGAUGUUAAAUUUGCAUGCUCUGUCUAGACCAAUAAAUCUUUAAUCUUUACUGUUUCUUUAAGCCAACUUGUUGCCCAUUUUUGUGUUUUGGAAAUUGAGUAUUUUUCAAAUGCCUGAGACACUCUAGCCUAUUGCCAUCUAGCUUUAAUAGUAAAUGCAUAUUGGAUGAAAUGGCUACUUUGGGAUAGUUUCAAGUAGCUGUUAAAAGAACUCUGGAAUGUGUUAAGAUCACAGAUGUGCGUUCAUUGAUUAGAGAUUGGAGUGAAUAAAGCUACCUUGAAAAUCCCAGUAGAGACCAACUCAAUCUAACUCCAAUGUAGUGUUUUUGUUUCCCCCCACACUGUCCAAUCAUUAUACUUUUAUUAUAUGCACUUAAUAUGUAAAAUGCUUAUAUACGUCUUGAGGUACCCAGAACAAUAACAAAACAAAAAAAAAAUUGUAAAAGAGAAAAGUAUAUUUCUAUAUUAGAUCAAGUAGCCGUCUACCAUAUUUGCUUAUAUCAAAUAAGUAUAAAAUAAUUGGCUAAUUAUGUGCACUCUGUAGUGUAUUAAAAAGACUUGUGGAGUUUUGUUUUGGGUUUUUAGGCUUUUAAGGGCCUUUAAAAGUUUUAGGUCACUGAAUGUUAAGAGAUGUAUAAAGAGGUAAAAUAUAUUUUUAUAACAUUUUAUUUAAUUUUUGUUUUCCUUGUAGUUUUGUAAAUAAAAAAAAAAAAGUACCAUUUGAAUUUUACCUAUGUUUAAAAAUAAAUAUAUAUAUAUAUAUAUAUAUAUAGAGAGAGAGAUAUUGCACAUUUUUUGCAAUGAACAGCAUACAUCAAAAUAAUUGCAAUCAUUUGAUUUGACUGAAAGUCAGCAAUGUGGCCAUUAAUGCUAUAGCCAAAGUCUGCUUUCCAAAUCACAUCAUUUUUACCAGUUUUGUUAAAUAUUAUUGGGGUGUACUAGGGUGAACUCGCUUCAAACCUGCAGUUUGACUUUUUUUAUUAUUAUUAUUAUUAAUAAAUAAAAAUAAAAGCUUUCUAUAGAAGUAAAUAAUCACAUUCACACUCUGGUUUUGAGAUAAAACUAGUUAUGCAAGCUCCUCUGCAUUCUGAGUUCAAAUACCUAUGUGAACAAAGCUGAUACUCAACAUUGCAUAAAGCCGAAGAAUAAUUUUGUAAUCUUUCCAAACUUCUGUUUGAUGUGUUCUGAGUUUAGCCAUAAAAAAAAUACAGGGACAAAAACACAACUUGCACUGUCUUGUUGAGCUUGUGAAAUACCAUCAACAUUCUUUGCAAGGGGUGCGGCUGUUUGAAUGCCUCCUAAUUUUCUCAUUGAAAGAUUACACUCAAUUCAGGUGAUGACUGGGCCUCAGUCAAGCUGAUGAAAUACAUUUGCUUGAAAAAAAAAAAAAGUAAAUAUGUUUCUAUUGGUGAAAUUUUCUUUUUUAUUUGACCUUAAACACCCUGUUAUUUGAAGAAUCUUUGUAAGAUUUUUGUAAAUUUUAUUUUGUUUGUUUUACAAGAUUUUAUUUGAAUUUUUUUUUUUUUUUUUUGCAAGAUUGUUAUAUUUCUGUAUGAAUGUAUUUUUUAUUGGAAUAACAUAAAAAAGAAUUCCUAUCUUA
Molecule: messenger RNA, 4062 nt
Organism: Bombina bombina (fire-bellied toad)
Lineage: Eukaryota; Metazoa; Chordata; Amphibia; Anura; Bombinatoridae
Product: Krueppel-like factor 6
Exons: 4
Coding region: 247-1092 (281 amino acids)
Biological process (GO): regulation of transcription by RNA polymerase II
Molecular function (GO): DNA-binding transcription factor activity, RNA polymerase II-specific; RNA polymerase II cis-regulatory region sequence-specific DNA binding
Source: RefSeq, a predicted model, not a curated record